Molecule: messenger RNA, 1269 nt
Organism: Peronospora belbahrii
Lineage: Eukaryota; Oomycota; Peronosporomycetes; Peronosporales; Peronosporaceae
Source: the annotation of a GenBank genome assembly
AUGACGAGCUUAAUAGUAGAGACUCAAGCAGCUGGUGCUGAUGUUAAUGACAACGUCACUUGUUCUGGUCCUAAUGUCUCCUUUGCAACUCAUUUGCUCUUCGAUCUGGACGCUGUCAGUGCCAACUGUGCAGCUGGUCUUGCAUCUCACGUCAAUUUGGUUGUUAUGCUCCAAAGCCGAAUUAAACUGGAAAGGACGUACGCCCAAGAACUGAGCAAGAUGGCUUGCUGCUUGCAUGGUAAUGAAAUGGAGCAUAGAACGAUGAAAAGCGCCAUGGCGAGUAUUAGAGCGCAGUACUUGAACACGAGCGUGCAGCACGAACAACUAGCCAAAAAUCUUGAGGAAGAUGUUUUGAAACCGAUCGAAACUUUGUACGAGCUCAACAACGAGAAAUCGAAAAGUUUAACUCGUCAGAUCUCCAGCGCAAAGAAAGAUAUCAAGAUUCAAGAAGAUGCUUACAGGAAAGACUACAGUGCUUUUGACAAAAAAUUUCGGUUAGCUUCUGCUUCAUUUUCAGCUGCAAUAGCCUCUGGUUUCUCUAGCACACUUCUUGAGGACCAAUAUUAUCGACGCCUCUCGCAGAUGGAUGCUGAAGAAAGCCCAGCAGAAACUCACAGCUGGGACGCUACUGUGUCUUGCUUUGAUAAAAAGACCGGGAUGAUUGCCAUGACAACGAUCAAUAACAGCAAACUUGUCAGCUGGUUGUUAUCUUCCAAAACUUAUCGCAAAAAAGACGUGGCUAAGAACACCGUUAAGCUAAUGGAGGCUGCUGAGAAGGCCAGAAGGAAAUGCCAGCAUUCUUGGCAAGCCGUAGAAACGCAUCGACUCAAAAUGUACCGUGUUAUCCAAACCGUUCUCGCCGACUAUCAGCAGAUAGCCGAAGAUCGUAUCUCCAGUAUCACCACAAACCUUCGAAAGCAUGUCGUCUUCGCAUCAUCAACUCUUGCAAACGAGCAGUAUGAUUGGCAGGUGGCUGCACCAAUGUUUGAGGCUGUCGACGUGAAGAGCGACAUUUACAGCUUUGUCCAUGCCAUUCGUGAAAGCAAAGGCCUCGUAGGUCUGACUGUCAAUAAUGAUCUGUGCAACGAAAUUACUGGUUCACUCCCCAUCUCGUCGCCAUCUUCAGAGCAUUGUCGGCCGUUGCGAAAAUCUUGUCUUGAGGUCCGUGACAUUUCAUCGAAAGAGAUUCCUUUUGAUUAUGAUCGAAACCAAGAACUCCUAUCUGAAGUCUUGAGGACAUAUCGCCUCAUAACUCUAGGUGAGAGUUAG